This is a messenger RNA of Cyprinus carpio (common carp), 3655 nucleotides long. RefSeq names its product heparan sulfate glucosamine 3-O-sulfotransferase 4-like. Gene Ontology annotation, molecular function: [heparan sulfate]-glucosamine 3-sulfotransferase activity. The record is from RefSeq and is a predicted model, not a curated record. NCBI's taxonomy places the organism in Eukaryota, Metazoa, Chordata, Actinopteri, Cypriniformes, Cyprinidae.
UUGGAUGAGCCCACGGCUGAUGCGCACAUCACGUCUACCAAUCAACGCGACGCGUUACGACUGCGCGCUGCACUCUCAGCCACUGAGAGCAGUCAAUGAAUAUUUAUGGCGAGGCUGCUCACUCUCCAGCGCUCAAAGUUAGUGGAUUAGCAGUGGGAGGAUGACUGCGUGAUACAACAUCAGCACCUCGUUUGGAUUAAGAUCCAGCGUUUGCGCCGAUUGCCACUUGAAAUCAACGGUGUGAAGGACAGCGGUAUCAAAACUGCACUCCAGAAGCGGUAUCGAGUGCAGACGUGCCCUGCACAUCACUUCAGAGACUUUGCUAUGUCUUUGCCCCUUUUCUUCUAAGAUGCCAAGACUUCCAUCAGCAUCAACACCCUCAGUCUACAACCGAGAGGGCUGCUCGUUUGGAAGAACGCCCGACCGCAGCCGUUCUCAUCUGCAAGUUCAAUCCGAUCAAUUGUGACAAAGGCUGUCAGCGUCGGAAUAAGAAAUCGAUACUCGAGACGUUCUUCUGGAAUUUUAACGAUCCGUUUUCCUCAAGCGAAGCGCGCGUGGAGAGCGCGGGAUCCUCCUCGCACUUUCAGAUGUUCGCGGUGUUUAUGGUGACAGAUUAUUGUUGUUGAGUGUCCAUGCGAGACUUGGGGUGGAAACAUGUCUGGCCACUUCUCUGAGAGGGUCGCUGCUAUCAGAGAUGGCAUUUUGGUCCAGCACUUCGGUUUUUACUUCUAAAGUGCCCCGUAAGAUCUUAUUCAUGUUCACCUUGUCCCUUUCUGUCACCUAUCUGUUCUAUAGCUUGAUGAGCUGUUACAACUCCUUCCAGUUCCAGGAGAACUACGUUUAUCAGGGGAGGCUCGUGACAGAGGAGACAACUUUAGUUACGCUGAGGGAGAAACUUUACUCGACCUCUUCGCAGGUCUACCUCGACGAGGAGUUCGUCGAGAGGACGGCCACAGAGCAAACCAUCGCCGUCUCGAGCGUUAGAAAUAGCGUGGAGAUCGACGAGAGGACGGCGGGAUGGGUGCGAGCUCAGGCGGCUACGACACGCUCCGCCGCCGCCGCCGCUGCUGGAGAGCCCCCGGAAUUCAGCACCACGGACAGCGAGCUUCGGAGAGCGGUGAACUGCACCUCGGAUUACGGGGUUAAAAAAUUGCCCCAAGCCAUUAUAAUCGGAGUGAAGAAAGGGGGGACAAGGGCUCUACUGGAAGCUUUGCGGGUUCAUCCAGACGUGCGAGCCGUUGGGAAUGAGCCGCACUUCUUUGACAGGAACUACGAGAAGGGGCUGGAUUGGUACAGGGAGCUGAUGCCGUCUACUCUGGAGGGACAGAUCACGAUGGAGAAGACACCCAGCUACUUUGUGACAAACAGCGCCGCGAAGCGAAUCCACUCGAUGGCUAGAGACAUUAAGCUAAUCAUAGUUGUCCGCAAUCCAGUGACCAGAGCCAUUUCGGACUAUACUCAGACGCUCUCCAAGAGGCCCGAGAUUCCCACUUUUGAAGUGCUGGCCUUCAAGAACCGAACGCUGGGCCUGAUCGACGCGUCGUGGAGCGCCCUGCGAAUAGGGAUCUACGCGCUUCACCUGGAGAGCUGGAUGCAGUAUUUCCCGCUCUCGCAGAUGCACUUUGUCAGCGGAGAGCGGCUUAUCGUUGAUCCGGCCGGCGAGAUGGCAAAGGUGCAGGAUUUCCUGGGACUCAAGCGUAUUGUUACUGACAAACAUUUCUAUUUUAAUAAAACCAAGGGAUUCCCUUGCUUGAAGAAGCCAGAGGACAGCAGUACCCCACGGUGCCUUGGCAAGUCCAAGGGCAGAACUCACCCCAAAAUAGACCCCGAUGUCAUUCGCAGACUGCACAAAUUCUACAAGCCCUUUAACAUGAUGUUCUACCAAAUGACAGGGCAAAACUUUCAGUGGGAACUGGAGGAGGACGGCAACUCGCCUGGCUCUCGAGACUAAACCGCUGCUGCUCUCCACACCACCAGCCUUCUCACAGCCCAACGUCCCUCAGUGUUCCCUCUAUCUGUGCUUCAACACGCCAAUCAAUCAUUGCUGUCUUUGCGAGUGUGUGUACCCAUAGCGAGAGUGCUAAUCUGCUCUGUCAACCCCCAAUACCAAUGGUGUUUAUGAUGGCAAACAUGGUUAUUGUAUAUAUUAUCCCGAACAUAAAUAUAUUUAUAUUUGUCAAGAGAAGAGGAUUUUAUUCAUUUUCUUCAGAAAGAGUUGCUAUAUGAAUCAUGUCUUCUAUGAUGAUGCAUGCGAUGAGUUAAGUGUCCUUACCCACCGUCACCCUGAGGGUUUUCUUUUUAAUCUCUCUCUUUUUCUCGCACACCAGCAGUGAGUGCAGUACAAUUGAGUCUGAUAACUGAGGUUAUUUGUGGAUUCGGAAAACUAUAAACAACUACAAUCAAAUGCAGAUCUUAUUGAUACAGUACAGUUUUGUUUUGUGGCUAAUAAAAUUUCAGAUAGUUUUUUGCAUUUUUCAAAUUAUAUUAUGUAUUUAAUAUUAUAGUAUGCAAUAUAUGAUCAGAACGACAGUUGUACUGCAUAUAUUUAACAUGUUUCAAAUCUUAAAACAUUACAGGCAUCAGGUUUCUGGACCUUACCUCUUUAACAAAUUAGCUUAAAGAAAUGCACUACAUGCAGUACUUUUUUUUAAUUCUUCAGUUUGAUUAAAUGUUCACUUACACUACUAUUCAAAAGUUUGGGGUCGGUAAGAGUUUAUAAUGUUUUUCGAAAAAGAGGCUGCAUUAUUUAUAACGCCAGUAAUAUUGUGAAAUGUUAUUACAAUUUAAAAUAACUGUUAUAUUUGUGUAUAUUUUAAAAAUGUAAUUUAUUCCUGCAAAGGCAACGCUGAAUUUUCAUGUGUCACGUAAUACUUCAGUAAUAAUUCUAACAUGCUGAUUUGACGCUAAAAAACAAAAAAAAACAAAAAAAAACAUUCAUUAUUAUUAGAAAUGUUGAAAGUUGAGAUGCUUAUUAUAUUUGUACAAACAAUUCAUUUUUUUUCAGGAUUCUUUGAUCAAUUUAAAGCAUUUAUUUGAAAUAUAAAUCUUCUGUGAUAUUAUGAAAGUUUUUACUAUUGCUUUUGAUCAAUUUAAUGCAUAUUGUCGAACAAAAUAGUAUUAGUAUAAAAAGCAUUAAUUUCUAAAAAAAAAAAGAUUCUUACUGCCCCUUACUUUUGAAUGGUUGUGUACUGUAUAUGGUAAUAAAACAGGCUUUUAGACAUCUGAUUUGUACAAUUAAUAUGGUAAUCAUUCAUUACCAUGGGACACAGUACAGUAUCAAGGGUAUUUACAGAACGUAUAACUUCACAGUACCAAUAUUUCAGAAUUUUUUUCAUUGUGUGAGUGUGGAUUCAAGGAAUGUCAGGUCUAAAUGAUGUGUGAUGUAGUAACUGUAUGUGAGUGAUUUAGCAGUAUCUAGUAUUUUUUUUAUAUAAUUUCUGACACUGUGCAACAUUGUGUGUCAUUAAUCACAACCUCAAGAGUGAUGCCGUCUAUGUGAGUUAUUCACAAUCAUCACAGCCACUAAAACUGUCACUAUCACACUCACGGCUUAUUUCAGAAAAAUCCAAAGUGUUGCACAUAUGCUUCUUUCCUGGGUUUAAUCCUCCACAUUUAAAAAAAAAAACAAAAAAAAAAACAGUCACUGGCAUAGUUA